UGACGGCAUUUCCGACGACGAAUUGACGAGCAAUUGAUCGAUACACGCGGUUCCCGCUGCAAGAACUAGUCAAGAUGGUUUCUCAGACUCCCUUCCGCGCUGCGGAAUUCAAGAGCGCUUUCGGCCCCAAGUACGCUUUCCAGCCCAACUACCGCGGCAUCACCGUCCAGACUGCCACUCGAUAUGGCUUCCGUGCUGCCACCAUUGGCGGUGGUCUCGGCGUUGCUCUGAUGCUCUACGCCUCCAGCCUGCCCCGUUUCCGCGCUGACGUCCUCUCAAAAUUCCCCAUCGUUGGCGGUCUCUUUGAGAAGCAGGAGAUCCACCCUGCCGACAACCCCUUCUAAAUGCACUCGCGAGAUGGAGUUUGUAAAAUUGUAACAAGGCUUUGCGCGGCAUGCCUUUGUAUAAGAGAUACACAAUAGACUUUUCCUAAACCAU
Trichoderma virens Gv29-8 is the source of this 438-nucleotide messenger RNA. RefSeq lists its product as uncharacterized. The record is from RefSeq and is a predicted model, not a curated record. NCBI's taxonomy places the organism in Eukaryota, Fungi, Ascomycota, Sordariomycetes, Hypocreales, Hypocreaceae. The transcript is spliced from 6 exons. Bases 75 to 344 code for a protein of 89 amino acids. Gene Ontology annotation, biological process: mitochondrial electron transport, ubiquinol to cytochrome c.